UCUCAGUUCUACGUUCUACUUAUUGCAUGAGUGUAAUGUCACCAGCGCUGCUCCAAGAACGAAGUGAUUGCUCUCCAAGACUGAACUGAUUCGUUGCAGAUAUUACAACUUUCUCGAAAUGAUGCUACACAAAGUGCAUACUCGACAUAUUGAAGGCAUCUUCUUUAAUGCUCUUCUUCUUAUUGGAGUCACGUUAUUGAUUUGUCAACAUAUCGCAAAGGCGGAUGAAGUACCUGCAUUUUUUCUGAAGAUUGCUAAAAACCCUACUCUCCCAAGAAUCGGCCGAAGCGAAAGAUUUCAAAAUUUCUUUUACAAAGCCGAAAAACAUAUACCUCGUAUCGGUAGAUAUAGUGAACAGUCGAGCGAUUCCUCACCGCUGCAAAACGAGCAAGAAAAUUACUCCAGUUUGACCAAACGACGCAUCGAUUAUCCUUCGAAAGCGGAAGAAUGGACCUGGCAAACUUUUCCUCUAGCAAUUGAAGGUCCAAGAGAGCUAUGGCGAACGUUGGCUGGAUAUUCAAAAGAUAACAACGAUGACAUCGAUAACGAAGUUUGGCAAAGAAAGAAGAGAACUGAGACUGGGGCCAUGACUACGCAGGCAAACUAGAAAAGUUCUUCGUCGCAGAGAUACAUCGCUUCGGGGAUAUUAAACGCAUAUGUUAUACGAUCUUCGCUGUUAUGGUGACGGGAAAACAAUCGAUAAUAAUAAUAACAAAAAAAAACGCGCAAAUGCAGUUAUAGCUUACAUCCUUCUUCGACUUUUGCGAUAAUUUUAUAGAGUUCUCUUCACCAAAUAGUCAGUUCUUUAAAUUAAAGUUAUAUAAUGUUUUCUCUUAUGCAAUAUUGUACAAUGAAGUGUAGUGUUAUAAUUACAAAACAUAAAUACAAAAACAUAAAUACUUCUUAGAGAAUAAAGUGGCUGAAUGUAGAUUUCAUAUUUAAACAACUUUACUGACUGUAUUUAUCAAUGUUCAAAUAUUUA
Messenger RNA from Pseudomyrmex gracilis, 982 nucleotides. RefSeq lists its product as uncharacterized. Bases 119 to 607 code for a protein of 162 amino acids. The record is from RefSeq and is a predicted model, not a curated record. The transcript has 6 exons. NCBI's taxonomy places the organism in Eukaryota, Metazoa, Arthropoda, Insecta, Hymenoptera, Formicidae.